Lithohypha guttulata is the source of this 504-nucleotide messenger RNA. RefSeq names its product 60S ribosomal protein L12 (gene RPL12). The record is from RefSeq and is a predicted model, not a curated record. Gene Ontology annotation, biological process: translation. Gene Ontology annotation, molecular function: structural constituent of ribosome; large ribosomal subunit rRNA binding. Bases 1 to 504 code for a protein of 167 amino acids. NCBI's taxonomy places the organism in Eukaryota, Fungi, Ascomycota, Eurotiomycetes, Chaetothyriales, Trichomeriaceae. The transcript has 4 exons. Gene Ontology annotation, cellular component: cytosolic large ribosomal subunit; ribosome.
AUGCCUCCAAAGCUAGACCCCAAUGAGAUCAAGAUCAUUCACCUGCGAGCCACAGGUGGUGAGGUCGGUGCCUCAGCUACUCUAGCUCCCAAGAUCGGUCCUCUUGGUCUAUCACCAAAGAAAGUUGGUGAAGACAUCGCCAAAGCAACUGGAGACUGGAAAGGUCUACGAGUGACUGUCAAGCUCACGAUUCAAAACCGACAAGCUGCCGUCUCUGUCGUCCCAUCCGCUUCCUCCCUCGUUAUCAGAGCUCUCAAGGAACCUCCAAGGGAUCGAAAGAAGGAGAAGAACAUCAAGCAUUCCAAGUCAAUUCCCCUCGAUGAAAUAAUUGAGAUUGCUCGAACCAUGCGUGGUGCGAACAAGUCCCUAGCCAAGGAACUGAAAGGUACUGUACUUGAAAUUCUCGGCACUGCGUUCAGCGUUGGAUGCCAGGUCGAUGGCCGAAGUCCCAAAGAUAUCAGCGACGAUAUCAAGGAGGGCAAUAUUGAUGUCCCAGAAGAAUAG